Bacidia gigantensis is the source of this 1497-nucleotide messenger RNA. RefSeq names its product ATP-binding cassette transporter CGR1. NCBI's taxonomy places the organism in Eukaryota, Fungi, Ascomycota, Lecanoromycetes, Lecanorales, Ramalinaceae. The coding region runs from base 1 to 1497 and encodes 498 amino acids. Gene Ontology annotation, molecular function: 2 iron, 2 sulfur cluster binding; 2-methylcitrate dehydratase activity. Gene Ontology annotation, cellular component: mitochondrion. The record is from RefSeq and is a predicted model, not a curated record. The transcript has 3 exons.
AUGUCUUCAUUUUCCGCAGAUAUAGCGCAAAUAAAAGGUACUCAAUCCUACGACCCAGAGAUCAAGGGCAUAGCGGACUACGUCCAGAACUUCAAAAUAGACUCCGACCUCGCUACGGCACGCUAUGUGUUCCUAGAUACAAUCGGCUGUGGUCUCGAAGCCCUCAGAUUCAAAGAAUGUGCCAAGCUGCUGGGCCCUGUUGUUCCAGGGACGGUUGUGCCUAACGGUACAAGAGUGCCAGGAACACCAUAUGUACUUGAUCCUAUCAACGGAGCUUUCAACAUUGGGGCAAUGAUACGGUGGCUGGACUACAAUGAUUGCUGGCUUGCUGCUGAAUGGGGUCAUCCAUCAGAUAACUUAGGAGGCAUACUGGCGGUUGCAGACUGGAUCUCAAGGACGAAUCGAGCUGGUGGCCAUGUGGGUACCGGUACUAUUGUCAAAAUUAGAGAUGUUUUGGAAGGGAUGAUAAAGGCGCACGAGAUACAAGGUUGUCUCGCGCUGGAAAACUCAUUCAACAAAGUCGGUCUGGAUCAUGUGGUGCUUGUAAAGGUGGCUACGGCGGCUGUCAUCUCAAAAAUGAUAGGGUUGGACGAUCGGCAGACCGCAGCCGCGAUCUCACAAGCAUGGGUAGACGGGCAAAGCCUGCGAACGUACAGACAUUCACCAAACACCAUGUCAAGGAAGUCUUGGGCCGCAGGAGACGCAUGUCAAAGGGCGGUGAAUCUAGCGCUGAAAGUGCAGAAGGGUGAGCAAGGUGUGCCUACCGUACUGUCAGCGCCAGUUUGGGGCUUCUACGAUGUGGCCUUCAGUGGGAAAAAGUUCGAGUUUCAAAGACCGUAUGGUAGCUAUGUGAUGGAAAAUAUCUUAUUCAAGGUCUCCUACCCAGCCGAGUUCCACUCUCAAACAGCCAUAGAAGCAGCAAAGUCAAUUCACGCUCAGCUAAAAGAGCGAGGAAAAUCCGCAGAAGACAUCGAAAAGGUCACAAUCCGUACGCACGAGGCGUGCGUUCGCAUUAUCGACAAGCAGCAUAAAGCAAUGGAUAAUUUUGCUGACCGAGACCAUUGCAUCCAGUACAUGGUCGCCACGAUGCUUGUUUUCAACCGACUAGAAGCGACUGACUACACCGAUGGCAGUGAAGCCGCGACGUCACCUCUUAUAGAGUCUCUUAGGCGCAACAUAGCUUGCGUGGAAGACCCGGAAUUUACAGAAUCAUACCAUAAUCCUGAUAUGCGGUCAAUACCAAACGCUCUAACUGUAACGCUGAAAGACGGCACAGUCCUUGAGGAAUUGGUGGUUGAAGCUCCUCUAGGCCACAAACUGAGAAGAGAAGAAGCAAAGCCGGAGAUUCUGGAAAAGUUUGAGAGACAUUUGAAGCCUCAUUUUGCGGCGGAGAAAGUUGAGCAUUUGGUACAACUGGGCCAAGACAAGCAGACAUUAGAGAAUAUGGGCGUCGACGAGUACAUGGAUUUAUACGUGAAAGAGAAGAUGGAGUGGUAA